CCCUCUCUCCUCUUGCCUCUCUGUAUCUCUCCAUCUGUGUCGUCAUUGUGAGAAAGCCUGGGAGUGGCAGGAAGAAGUAGCGGAAGAGAAGAAAGAAGAAGAAGAAGAAGAAGAAGAAGAAGGAGGAGGAAGACGAAGAGGUCGAGCAGCUUGUACGCGAAUCAGGAUUUGACUGAAUAUUUUUAGAGCAUCCUUCCAUUAACGGCAGCAGUAUGGCUGAGGGCACCGUGUCAGUUGCAGAGGUGGAGACCGCCUUCCAGAAGUUUGCAGUCCAUGGAGACACUAAGGCCACAGGGAAGGAGAUGAACGGCAAAAACUUUGUAAAGCUCUGCAAGGACUGCAAAAUCAUCGACGGCAAGAAUGUCACCACUACAGAUGUUGACAUAGUUUUCAGUAAAAAUAAGGCAAAGUCAGCUCGUGUAAUUACAUUUGAGCAGUUCAACCAGGCCCUGAUAGAGCUGGCUCCCAAACGUUUUAAAGGGAAGAGCAAAGAGGACUCUCUUCAGCAGCUCUAUAGUCUCAUUGUUGGCAAGGAGCCUGCCAACAUCGGAGUCACUAAAGUGGCAAAGGCAGCAGCAGUGGAUAGACUGACCGACACCACAAAGUAUACCGGAGCUCACAAGGAGAGGUUUGACGAGUCAGGCAAAGGAAAAGGAAAAGUCGGUCGCGAGGACGUCCCAGACGACAGUGGCUAUGUAGGGGCUUACAAGGGCAGCGGUAGUUAUGAUGAAAAAGUGAAGGAAGCAUAAUUAGCAUAAUUAUGCUGAAACAUUAUGGAAAACUUGGUCAUUAACUUAAAAUCAGGAGAUUAAAGAAUACAUAAAUUCAUUGGAUAUUAUAUUUUUCAAGACAAAACAAAAAUACUUUGGGCCUAUUGCAAUUAUAAUACUUAUUGAGUCCAUAAAAACACAACUAUAUAUAAUUGGAAUUUCAAGGUUUUCAGAAGCGGCAACCAGGAUGAAGAACUUAAAGACAAGAUUUCCUAAAAAUAAUCCUAAAUACUUAUCUGCCGUAAGUACAGAAAUGUUUAAUGAGAUUAAGCAUGAAUAUGUGAUAGUGUUCUGUACAUGAUGAUACUGCAGGGGACAAAAUAUAAAACUGUACUUGUAGUCAAGCAUGCUUUAUAGAAACUCCGUGCCUUAGUAUUGAUGUAGCCGCUAGCCUGAAUGCUUUGCUAUACGAUAAUGUGCUGCUAAUCUCACUUACCUUGAUGCAAUGGAUGAAACCUUUGCUGGUGUCAAGAAACUACACUUGCUAAACUUGUCACGUAGCUACAGGAACAAACAGUCCCCAAUAUUCUUUGAAUGUAUUCAUAUAUUUAAAUGACAAUUACAUUAACAAGAUAAACAUGUAACAAACAGUGUUAUUAUACUGUACUGACUGCAUAAAUCACUUUUAAUCAAUUUAUUUUUAACUUAGUGACAACAUUGUGAUGUGAUUAUUGAUGCGCAUAUAAUGUAUCUUUUCAUGCAACUUUAUUUUCCUUCAACGUCAUGUAAGGUUAAAAGGUUUAUUAUAAGAGGAGUGAAUGUGAGAAUCUUAAGAGCCAUAAAUUGUAAGAAUAUACGUUUUAUUAAUCCUCUAUAAAACCACAUUUAAGAUCCUGGUGCUUUUACAGUGAAAGUGCUGGGUGAUAUCCAAGCAAUUGUACAAUUUAAACAGUGUGUUAUUUUACAUAUUGUACAUACGUCUUUGUUGCACUCAUGACAUACAUGACAUUCAUAUAGACUUGUGAAAGUGAUCAAAUGUUUUAACAAUCUUUGUGAGCUUGUAUAAUAAACUGUAAACUUAAGCAAAAGGAAAACAACAGGAGCGGAUUUACAUGAUUGGAAAUGAAAAGUAAUCAUUUUUCUCAAGCGCGUUAUGUUAUCAGUGAAUAGCUGUUUGAAGCAAUGAGGGUUAACACUAAUAACCCUGAUGCUAACGCUUGCCUGCUUAUUCUAAAAGAUAACUGGGAUACCAUUUCACACCACAAUGGGCCCUUGCAGAACAAUAAACUCUCAGUAUUCACAUUCUUUCUACCUGGGCCCUUCUUGUAAUAUGACAAUGAUGGCAUUUAUGGAGGAUCCAUAGGAACCAUUUUAAUGCUCUUGUAUGGUGCACAUGUUUCAAAAUAAUAGUUUAUAUCCUUCAUGUCUCACACAGUAGGCCCGAGCUGAUAAGCAUGACCUGGGUUUUGUGCCAUUGAACUCCAUAAUAAACUGUGUUCUCUGCAUUACCAUGCUCAACUCAUGCUUUACUAUCAUCACUGUGAUCUUAUUACAUAAUGAAGAAAUAAUCUAAUAAAUGAGUGGAAUCUA
Messenger RNA from Eleginops maclovinus (Patagonian blennie), 2300 nucleotides. RefSeq names its product tubulin polymerization-promoting protein family member 2 (gene tppp2). The record is from RefSeq and is a predicted model, not a curated record. The coding region runs from base 213 to 749 and encodes 178 amino acids. The transcript has 4 exons. Gene Ontology annotation, biological process: positive regulation of protein polymerization; microtubule bundle formation; microtubule polymerization. Gene Ontology annotation, molecular function: tubulin binding. Lineage: Eukaryota; Metazoa; Chordata; Actinopteri; Perciformes; Eleginopidae. Gene Ontology annotation, cellular component: microtubule.